AUGUCCGGAAGCCGCCCACGUUUGGGCUCCAUCACUAUCGAAAGAUUCGAUCGUUUAGAGUUCGUCCUUCUCGUCAGAUGGCUCCUCUGGGGCCUCUUCUCCUCCUGGAGCAGCUCCAUCCUUGUAAAGCUUGGAGACAAUUGGUUGAACCUUGCUCUCAAGAUCCUUCUUCUGCUCCUUAAGUUCUUCAGCGGAUGCAUCAGCGUUGGAUCCGAGCCAAGAGAUGGCCUCAUCGACGGCUUCCUCAAUGGUCUUCUUGUCAUCCUCAUCAAGCUUUCCUCCGAGUUUUUCCUUGUCUCCGAUUUGGUUCUUGAGGGAAUAGGCGUAGGAUUCAAGCUCGUUACGGGCCUCGGCCUUCUCCUUGACCAAUUUGUCAUCCUCAGCGAACUUCUCGGCGUCAUUGAUCAUGCGCUCAAUGUCUUCGGGGCUGAGUCUGUUUUGGUCGUUGGUGAUGGUGAUCUUGUUCUUGUUUCCGGUUCCCUUAUCCUCGGCGGUAACGUGGAGGAUUCCGUUGACGUCGAUUUCAAAGGUGACUUCGAUUUGUGGAACUCCACGUGGUGCUGGUGGGAGUCCGACGAAUCUCUCGUUACUCACUUGGAUGGUGACGGUUGGUUGGUUGUCAGCGGCGGUAGAGAAGACUUGGGACUUCUUGGUUGGGAUGACAGUGUUACGGCCGAUAAGCUUGGUCAUGACUCCUCCGACGGUCUCAAUACCCAUGGUAAGUGGGUUGACAUCAAGAAGAACAAUCUCUCCGGUGUCUUCCUCUCCAGAGAUAACUCCUCCUUGGACGGCGGCUCCGUAGGCAACGGCCUCAUCAGGGUUGAUUCCGCGGGAUGGUUCCUUUCCGUUAAAGAACUCCUUGAUGAGUUGUUGGACCUUUGGAAUUCUGGUGGAUCCUCCGACAAGAACAAUCUCGUGGACAUCAUCCUUCUUGAGGUCAGAGUCUUCAAGAACCUUCUGCACUGGCUUGAGAGUAGCACGGAAGAGAUCCAUGUUGAGCUCCUCGAACUUGGCACGGGUGAGGGUCUCAGAGAAGUCUUCUCCGUCGAAGAGGGACUCGAUCUCAACCUUGGUUUGAUGUUGGGUGGAGAGAGCUCUCUUUGCCUUCUCGACCUCACGACGGAGCUUCUGAACGGAACGCUUGUCCUUGCGGAGAUCCUUUCCAGACUUCUUCUUGUAAAGCUUGAUGAAGUACUCCAUGACACGUUGAUCGAAAUCUUCUCCUCCCAAGUGGGUAUCUCCGUUGGUGGCCAACACCUCGAAGACUCCGUUGUCGAUGGCGAUAGCGGCGGCGGUUGGCUCGUUGAUGAUACGAACAACGUUCAAUCCAGCGAUGGUUCCGGCGUCCUUGGUAGCUUGACGUUGGGCAUCAUUGAAAACCAUAGCGGAGACUUCUUCUGGGGUGAAUUGCUUGUUGUCCGCUCCGACUUUAACUUCGACGGAUGGCUUGUUGCUCUUGUCAAGAACCUUGAAUGGCCAAUGUUUGAUAUCGGCUUGGACGGUCUUGUCGUUGUAAUCUCUUCCGAUGAGGCGUUUGGCAUCAAAGAUGGUGUUCUCUGGGUUGAUGGUGAGCUGGUUCUUGGCGGCAUCUCCGAUCAGACGCUCUCCUUGCUCUCCGGAGAAGGCAACGUAGGAUGGGGUGAUACGCUUACCUUGGUCGUUGGCAAUGAUUUCAACACGUCCGUUCUUGUAGACUCCGACACAGGAGUAGGUGGUUCCGAGAUCGAUACCAAUGAUGGUUCCAUACUUGGUCUCCUUCUUCUCGGUUUUCUCCUCUUCUUCGCAGUAGACACUGACGGCGGAAAGGGCGAUCAAGCCCAACAAGAAUAA
Molecule: messenger RNA, 1830 nt
Organism: Caenorhabditis remanei
Lineage: Eukaryota; Metazoa; Nematoda; Chromadorea; Rhabditida; Rhabditidae
Exons: 6
Coding region: 1-1830 (609 amino acids)
Source: RefSeq, a predicted model, not a curated record